AUGCCGCAGGAGGGUUGUCUCAUGUACUGCUGCUCAAACAGGGUGGAGUUCGCGGGGCAGAUGCCCCCCUUCGAUGAAUGGGGACUGCGCCCAGUCGGCCUUGUGGGGCCCCGUGAGAACCCCGUCACGGUGGUUCCCCUCCUUGCCGCCGUCGCCGAACUUGCCCCAAGAGUGGACGCAGGAGGGCAAGCACCGUUGGAGGCCAGAGGCGCGGGUGCCGAGGUGUCGACGCCGCCCGAGGCUCCCGAGGCGUCAUCCUCGGGAAGCCGUGACUCUCGCCCUUGGGUCGCGGUUGAGGGGGUAAUGCGAUCGAUUGCUCCUGGGGUCGAAGCUCCCGAGGCCUCGGCGGGCCAUCGCGGGGCGGAGGCUGACGGCUCUCCCCAUCUUGGCGCUCCUGAGGUCGUCUCCUCGAGCGCUUCACCAGCCGCGCCCUGCAUUGGCCGCCACGUCCAACACUUCGGCAGGCUCCGUGUGGACUUUGAAGCGCUGCGCAAGAGGAAGGGGUCCCCAAGCUGCAGCAGUGGCGCCUUCCGGCCGUUGAAGCAGAGGAAGAUCCCUUCUGCAAAGAUUGUGAAGCUUCCCGGGGAGCAACCUCCUCCUGCCUCGAAUCUCCCACUGGCCUUGAAUGUCCCAAGCCGGCAUGCCGCCCCCGGCACGAAGUCGUCCUUAGAGGCAGUGACAGGCCGAAGCACAGCACUGCUCUCUCUCUCCCACUCUUCGCCGACUGGGCCGGCCCAGCUCCAGCUAGGCCGCGGCCCAGCGCGCCCGCGCCCGUUCCCGACUCCGGCGGAGUCCGCCUCCGCCACGGAAUCGUCGCCGCCGCCCGUGCCCGUGCGGGACUCCCUCCGCUGCCUCUCCGUUGCCCCUCCUCCACGCCUCGGAGCCGCCCCGCCCUCCUAUAAAGACGGAGCCCCGGGCCCCGAUCUCUCUCUUUCUCCUCACAAGUCACCGCCGCACUCGCCGAGCCGCCGCCGCCGAGAUCCGCACCGCCGCCCGCUUGCGCAGCCAUCGCCCUCGACCACCGCCGACACCGCCAUCGCCUUCGCCUCGUCGAGCCGCGCCUCCCCGUGGUCUCGCCCGGGCUAG
Molecule: messenger RNA, 1086 nt
Organism: Aegilops tauschii subsp. strangulata
Lineage: Eukaryota; Viridiplantae; Streptophyta; Magnoliopsida; Poales; Poaceae
Source: RefSeq, a predicted model, not a curated record